CGCAUCACAUUAUGAAAUUGACUAGCCGCAAUUUCACAACAGGCAGAUGAUAUUUCUUCUCACCUCGUCCCUUUUCUUUCUUUCUUUUUAACUGGCUUGCAAGCUGAUCUUGGAUACAUAAAAUGUCUGUUUUUAGGAAGAGGGGAAGUGCACAGGGCAAAAUGACUAUGCCUUUCCUUCUUGUGGUUUUGAUGGUGCUAUGGUUUGCUCAUGCUUAGGGCGUGCCUUCCUACGUAAGGCGGUGACUCAGUUUUUUGCUGGAGGUAUGGCCAGCCAGAGUGUCUUAUAAAAGAGCCGAAAGCAAGCAGCAGCAGCAGAGCAACACACCAGAGGAAGGAGGAGAGAAAACUUCUGGCACAGCACAAUCCUAGACGCGACUCCGUCCGGCACAACAUGGCACUGAAGAUGUUGUUCGUCUUUCUGGCCUCUUGGCUGGUCUUGGCAAAUUCGGCCACUGUUGCUCCCAAAGGCGACGGAGGUGAAGAACGACCCCCACCACCUUCUGGAGACCUAUCUCAGCACGAAAUCGACCUCUCUGCGAUGCGGCCGGAUAUCCCGCUUCAAAAGAUUAUGGAUGACGAUUUGCCCUUCGCCUUCAGCCCCAGAGGCAGAAGACCCUUCUGUUACGGCGGUCUUUUGUGCAACCGGCAACCACCCUGGUACAGGCUAGAGGAAUUCCCCCCUGCCCGCCCCACCCUCAGCAACAUUGACAACAUCUGUGCAGGAGAAAGGAAGAAGGUGUCCUACGGUCCGUGGAACUUGCCCCAAACAGGCUUCAGCCAUCUCUCUCGCCAGGGAAAGGCCCUCAACAACCUGGAGAAAGGUUUCGACCGGUGUUGCCGGCUGCCCAGGGAUGAGAGAUUGUCUUGCUCCAACACGGUGUGGUUGGACGCCCUGGAGAAGUUCUGCUACUCCGAGGGCACGAUCAAGACCAAGCCUUUCCACUGCUGCAAGCUGAGAGACCUUAGGAGGGAGCUCUGUUUCGCCGACGAGGCCCCUUUUCCAAAUUACGACUUCAAUGGCACUGACGACGAAUGGCCGGACAAGAAGCCGAGUACCCAAGUCCUGGUGCUUCCGACCCUCUCCUUCCCUCCCAGCGAACCCACCGCCGCCAACAUCAAGGACGUUUGCGAGCUGCGCAAAUUUCGGCUCACUUACCCCCCCAGCAGUCUCCCGCAGCCGUUUUACGACUGGUUCAUGCGCCAGGCCCGGACCAUCAACCGCCUGGGAAAAGCGCUCAAGAAAUGUUGUCGCAAGGCGGACGUGGGCUGUGCCCACAGAGGGUGGGAAAAAACCCUGACGCAAUACUGCAAGGAAGAGUUCGCGGUGAAGGACAAACGCGACCACUGCUGUAACGUGGAGAUGUCGGAAGCAGACUACAGCUGUUUCGCCAGCCAGACUCCAUACCCAAAGUACAACGCAGAGAUUGGCUUGGUCAGUUUGGCUGAGAUCACCCCGGCGCUCCUGGACACAUUCUGCGGUCAAUACACACUUCUUACCAAGCAGAGACAUAUACCUGCUUUAGUCCAGAACAUCACAGAGACCUGUUGCAAGCUGCAGGGCACUGAGAGGACUCAGUGUGCUGAGGAAGUGAAAUCCCAGUUCAUCACCGCCCUCUGCGGCACGCAGAGAAAUACGUGGAGGGACUCCAAGGAAUGCUGUUCCCAGUCUGAAGAGCUGGCCCGUAACAACUGCUUCAACGUCAACUACCUGGCCAGUGUGCCUCUCGUCAGUGUUAUACCCACUGUUCCGGUCCCCAGCGCUGCACCCACCGCCCGCCCAGCAGAGCCGGCCGUGUGAAUCCGGACAGACUUACUUGUGUCUUGCUAAAACACACCUUACCCUCCACCUCCCCCAGACUGUCCUUCUCUUUCUGGCUGGUUCCAGUUCUGUGCUUGGGGAGUGGGUUAGUUGCUUUCUUGGCCUACAGGCUGUCGUAAGACGUUGCCCCCAACCCAAGCCAAGGAGGGGGGAGACUUUAAGCACCCUGCAUGCACCGAAUUUCCACUCCAAGAAGGCCUCUUGAAGCCCUCGCUUAAACGCACUUUACCUCCUAGGCAGUAGCGAUAAAUGAAAAACAUCUGAGGUUCUGAAACGAGGGUCGGGAACCUACGGUCCGCGAGUCUCAUCCAGCCUGUCUGACCUACUAGAUUGUGCCUUGCUUUCUGUUUUGAUUUUGGUCUUCCGUGCUUGAAGCACUAAAGGGUGUUUGCUUUCAACCUGGGAAUUUGCGGGGGGAAAGGGCCAAAUGUUUCUCUCGUCCCUGAGCAUCACUCCCCACGCAGCAUAAACCUUCACCAAUUGCCAAAGUUUAUUUCAUGCCUUUCAGAUCUCAGCGAGGUCUCUGGGGAGGUUUCUGUGGGCAGUGGGUGGGGAGACGGUGCUGAAAUCCUUCCUGCAAAGAGGAAAGUUGCUUUUCGAUCUGUGCUAAAACUAAAUGGAUCCAACUGGUCUCCAAGGACUGGAAUGGCGGCCAAUGUAUUUUUUUAAAAACAACAACAACAUUGUAAGCGGAGCAAGGAACUCAAAGCCUGAAGGGGUUGGAGAAAGUGUAUUUAUUUCUGAGCCACUCUUCUGCUGAAUUCAAGAAGUGCAGAUUUGCCACCAGCAUCCGUUAGAGUCCUGAACCAACAGUGGCACACGGUGAUUGAUGAAAGCUGCCUGGCGCCUGCUGAAACCCUAAAGGCAACAAUUCUGACAAAAUUGCAUUUCAGCAUCUUGAUCUUGAUGCCCCAGUUGUAACUCCUUGCUCAUCUUGUAACAAAAUGCUUGUACAGAUCUCUGCCAGAGGCAAACAGGCUCCAAUAAACCACUUUUUGGAAGAAUA
This is a messenger RNA of Elgaria multicarinata webbii, 2827 nucleotides long. RefSeq names its product extracellular matrix protein 1 (gene ECM1). NCBI's taxonomy places the organism in Eukaryota, Metazoa, Chordata, Lepidosauria, Squamata, Anguidae. The transcript has 7 exons. The record is from RefSeq and is a predicted model, not a curated record. Gene Ontology annotation, cellular component: extracellular region. Bases 394 to 1800 code for a protein of 468 amino acids. Gene Ontology annotation, biological process: signal transduction; regulation of bone mineralization.